Acanthosepion pharaonis is the source of this 528-nucleotide messenger RNA. The record is from the annotation of a GenBank genome assembly. NCBI's taxonomy places the organism in Eukaryota, Metazoa, Mollusca, Cephalopoda, Sepiida, Sepiidae.
AUGUUACUUCUUUUUCAAUGUUCAUUCUAUAAUUCUUUCUUCGUCUUUCUUUUUUAUUUCAUUUUUCACCUUUUUUUUCCCUUUUACUUUUCUUAUGUCUUCUUCGUUGCUUGCAUAUUUCGAAAUUCCUCCUUUUCGUAUGUUCCUUCUUUUUCAAUUUUUUCCCAUGUAUUCUUCGUCAUUUGUAUUUUUAAAAUUCCUCCUUCUUGUAUGUUCCUGCUUUUUCAGUGUUCAUUUAUAAUUCCUUCUUUGUCUUUUUUCUUUCAUUUUUCAUCAUUUUUCAUUUUUCCUUUUUUUUUUUUUCUUCCUUUUUUCUGUCUACUUUUUGUCUUCCUUCCUUUCUUUCUUUGUUUUUUCUUUCUGUCUUUCUGUUUUUCUUUGUUUUUUCUUUCUUUCAUCCUUUCUUUGUUCUUUCUUUCUGUCCUUCUCUCUUUAUUUCUUUUUUCUUUGUUUUUUUCUUUCUUUCAUCCUUUCUUUGUUUUUCUUUCUUUCUGUCCUUCUAUCUUUCUUUCUUUCUUUCUUUCUUAA